This is a messenger RNA of Rotaria sp. Silwood2, 894 nucleotides long. NCBI's taxonomy places the organism in Eukaryota, Metazoa, Rotifera, Eurotatoria, Philodinida, Philodinidae. The record is from the annotation of a GenBank genome assembly.
AUGGCUCACACGAAUGAGAACAUUUUUAAUUACGACUACGUAGUCAUUGGUGGGGGUACAAGUGGUGCUGUUGUAGCUCGACGUUUGGCAGAAGGAGAUGCAAACUCUAGUGUGUGUCUUCUCGAGGCUGGCCCGAGUUAUGCAGACGUUGCCAAUAGCCGUAUGCCUGGCAAUUGGGUUUUAAAUAAGGAGAAGUCGCAUGACUGGAACUAUGAUAUUGUUGCUCAGAAAGGUUGCAAUAAUCGUAUUAUAAACGCUCCACGUGCUCGUUUCCUUGGUGGAUGUAGUGCAAUCAAUGGUACAGUGCUUGCUCGAGGCGCCAAAGCGGAUUAUGAUAGAAUCGCAGCCAUGGGAAAUCCGGGUUGGAAUGAGGUGCCACAAAAUCCCGUGGAAGGUGAAGGAGGCAUCGAUUUAUAUGUUCUUCUAUGUGGGCCACAAGCAAGAGGUACUGUACGACUCUCGUCCAAUGAUUCAACAUGCAAACCAAUCAUCGAUCAUGCCUAUCUUGAAAAUGAUGUCGACGUAGCUGUACUCGCUGAAGGUUGUCGAAUAGGACACGAAGUGUUAAUGAAAGGUCGAGGAACGAAAAAUAUCAUUGCUGAUCCAUGGCCAAAAACAAUAUCCCAUUCAAUGGAUCUGGCUGCUUGGAAAAACCAUGUACGAACCGUUGCUACCACCUGUUUUCAUCCAUGUGGUACGUGUAAAAUGGCACCUAACACUGAUCCUAUGGGAGUAGUCGAUAAUCGACUUCGUGUGCGAAACGUUGAGGGUUUACGAGUGGCAGAUGUAUCCAUUCUGCCUUUGAUAAACAAUGGACAUACACAGGCUCCUGCAUAUGCAAUUGCCGAAAAGGUUGCACAUAUGGUUUUGCAAGACACUACUGUUACAUGUUAG